GCUAACAAAGAGCCCGUUUUUCUAUCCAGCAACUAGGGAAAUUAAGGGCAUGUCGCCUUGUGACAAAUCCAAGAUUUCCUUGUUGUGUAAUAAUGCAAAGAAAAUCCAUCUAAGAAGAAGAAUAGUUUCCCAAAAUAGUAAGAUAACGGCAGCAGUUACUAACGGCUAUGACGCCGUUGGAGAACUGAAGAUGCCAGCAAUGAUGGAGUCUUGCACAGGAAUUGGAAUAACCAAUUAUUUUGAAGGAAAGAACAUUUUCCUUACCGGUGCAACUGGCCUUCUAGGAAAAGUUCUUGUGGAGAAGAUGCUGAGGUCAACACCAUUGGGAAAAAUAUAUGUACUGGUAAAAGCAGAUGAUCUUGAAACAGCAUGGGAUAGAUUGCAAAAAGAACUUAUAAACUCGGAGUUGUUUGGAUGCAUACAAGAAAAAUAUGGAAAAUAUUACCAAGAAUUUAUAAAGGAGAAGGUGAUACCAAUUGUUGGUAAUAUUUGUGAGCCAAACUUAGGCAUGGACUCUGAUUCUGCUCGAGCAAUUAUGGAAGAUGUCAAUGUUAUUAUUGAAUCUGCAGCCAAUACAACCUUGAAUGAGAGGUAUGAUUUGUUGCUUGAAACUAAUGUCAAUGGCCCUCAAAGACUAAUGAGGUUUGCUAAAACAUGCAAGAACCUUGAGCUACUUGUCCAUAUUUCAACUGUGUAUGUCAAUGGGGAGAAAGAAGGGAUCAUCUUGGAGAAGCCAUUAAUUAUGGGGGAGAUUAAUAGAAGAAAUAAAGACAAUGGAGAAACAUGUCUACCACUUGAUGUUAGUGAUGAAAUAAAUUUGGCAUUGAGAUCAUGCAAGGCUACUUCAAACUAUGAUAUGACCAAAGAUAUGAAAAGGCUUGGAAUGGAAAGAGCAAAAUCUUAUGGAUGGUACAAUACAUAUCACUUGACCAAAGCAAUGGCAGAAAUGAUAAUUCAUGAAACAAGAGGAGAUAUACCUGUGCUUAUCAUUAGACCAUCUGUUAUUGAAAGCUGCUACAAAGAACCUUAUCCUGGUUGGAUCCAAGGAAAUAGGAUGUUUGAUCCGAUCAUUAUUUCAUAUGGAAAAGGACAGCUUCCUGCCUUUCUAGGCAAACCAGAUACACCCAUGGAUGUUAUUCCAUUAGACAUGGUGGUGAACACAACAAUCGCAGCUAUUGCUAAGCAUGGCUUUAUGCAAAAACCAGAAUUGAACGUCUACCAAUUGGCUUCUGAUAUUCUCAACCCGUUGCGAUAUUCCGAUUUUUUUGAAUAUAUUCAUGAAUAUUUUUGCUCAGAACCUCUAAUUGAGUCAGAAAGUUUUACUCGAAUCAAUAAUUACUACAAUGAUUUCGAAAAUAUAAAAUAUUUCGACAAUUUCGAUGAUUUUUCGAGUUAUACAAGAAAUGAAAUAUUUAGACGAUUUGGUGGGAAGACAAAUCAGAUCAAAAUACAAAAGCAAUGCAAAGGGAAAGCUGCAUAUGCUGAGAACUUGUGCAAGAUGUAUCAAUUUUUGGGAUUCUUCAAAGCAAGGUUUCAUGUUGGCAACACGCAGAAGUUAUUGUCUGAAAUGUCGAAAGAGGAGAAAAUGAGCUUUGCAAUUGAUGUAAGAGAAAUAGAUUGGAGGAAAUAUUUUCAAGAAAUUCACAUUCCUGGUUUGAGAAAGCACGUGCUCAAUGAUAAGAGGAUAUCUAUCUAAGACAACUGCAGUUGUGUAGAUUAUUUUACUAAUGAAUUUGUUAUGUUUUUUCUUAUUUUUGAUGCAUC
Molecule: messenger RNA, 1764 nt
Organism: Salvia miltiorrhiza (redroot sage)
Lineage: Eukaryota; Viridiplantae; Streptophyta; Magnoliopsida; Lamiales; Lamiaceae
Product: fatty acyl-CoA reductase 2, chloroplastic-like
Exons: 9
Coding region: 50-1696 (548 amino acids)
Biological process (GO): long-chain fatty-acyl-CoA metabolic process; suberin biosynthetic process
Cellular component (GO): intracellular membrane-bounded organelle
Molecular function (GO): alcohol-forming very long-chain fatty acyl-CoA reductase (NADP+) activity
Source: RefSeq, a predicted model, not a curated record